Pecten maximus is the source of this 6852-nucleotide messenger RNA. RefSeq names its product glyoxylate reductase/hydroxypyruvate reductase-like. The record is from RefSeq and is a predicted model, not a curated record. Gene Ontology annotation, molecular function: NAD binding; hydroxypyruvate reductase (NADH) activity; glyoxylate reductase (NADPH) activity. Lineage: Eukaryota; Metazoa; Mollusca; Bivalvia; Pectinida; Pectinidae. Gene Ontology annotation, cellular component: cytosol.
AAACGGAGACGACCACGGUGCACGUUAGUCUAUGUUUACAUUACUUAGGAGAGACAGUCUGGAGUUUUCAAGAUGAAACCGCGGCCGAAAGUAUACAUCACACAUCAUAUACCACAGAAAGGAGUUGAUACUUUACUGAAAGCCUGCAAUGUCGCGAUUUGGGACGGAAACCAAGCUGUUCCCAGGGGCGAGCUUGUCAAAAUGGUUAAAGGCGUCGACGCCAUUUGGUGUCGAGCGGUGGACGAAAUCGACGAGGAGUUGCUCGAUUCAGCAGGUCCCAAUCUGAAGGUCAUCGGGACAAUAUCUGAAGAUCUCGGACAUAUCGAUGUAAAUGAGUGUCACCGACGGGGAAUCAAGAUCGCGACUCCACCUAAGAUCACCAUGGAAACGGUGGUGGAUCUGACCAUCGCCAUCCUGCUUCAAGCCACGUCAUUAGUUUUGACGACAAAAAAUAUCGCAGAAGUCACAGAUGCCAAUCAGAAUCACGUGGUAUUUCAAGGUAAAACGUUAGGAAUCGUGGGAUUGGGGAAAGUGGGUCAUGCUGUUGCUAAGAGACUAAGUCACAUGGGCGUAAGUCGAAUCGUAUACCAUGACAUUUCCAAGAUACCAACAGCCGAAGAAAUCAGUGCCGAAUAUUGCCCAUUGGAAAAACUUUUGGAAGAAUCUGAUAUUUUGUGUCUGAGUUGUAAGCCGAAUACACAAUCGCGGAACCUUUUCAACAAAGAUAGCUUCAAACGUAUGAAAAACAGUGCAAUUCUAAUCGACUCCUCCAGAGGGUCAACCAUCAACUACACUGACCUUUACGAGGCCUUACGUAUGGGAGAAAUUCAUGCUGCAGGGCUGGAUGUUCGAGAAGAAGGACAAAUCCCAUUCAAGGCGCCUCUCGAGGGACUAAGCAAUUGUCAUUUCUUCCCAUACCAAGAGGUCAACCACACGUGGGAUAACCGGAGUCGUAACUCUGGUGUCCUUGCGCGUGACAUCUUGACCUCACUGACCAAUGCAUGAUGGUUUGGCCGGUAUAUAAUGACGACCUAGGUCUCAGAGUCAUGAAUGUGUCUUAACGGAGAAAAAACAUGUUUUAUUUUGUCAUGGGAAACCAUCGUUUCUUUGACUUAAACACUAUUUUUGUGUUCGCAAAAUCUAUAGUUUAUGAAUGUCCUAAAGUUAAGAAACACUUUUUGUAACUGGGACCAGACGCAGGAAAAGUUAUAUUUUGUGAUAGGGGGAGGGGAUGAAAAGAAGGUUAAGAAUUAUAUUCAUUGAAGGAAUGAAUGCCUUAUUAAAAUCAAUUAUGUUUAUUUCAAUACACCAUUGACUGUUAACAUAUCAGAAUCGUGACUUUCCCCUUACUGGCAACCAUUUCCACUCACUUAGAAUCCAGGUCUAAAAUGACGUCAUCACAAAGAUAAUUCUGUAUCCAUGUCUUUCUGUGGUUUCUAUACACCUUAUCAUACGGAGUUAUCAGACUGCCGAAUAUGCAGUAAUUUGCUUUUACAUUGUGUUUUAUUUCUCAUUCUUAAUAUUGGUAUGAAUUUAAAAAAAAAAAAACCUUGGAUAUACAUUUGAUGUGACUUAAUAAUGUUUUUUUUCUCAUUUACGAUGGAUCUCUUUCAUGCAUGAAAACAUAUCAUUGUUUCAAGAUAAAUUGUGUUCAUUUUGAAAAUUCGGAUAAAUUAUGACGUCUGACAUUCAUUCAACAAUAACUUCAUGUUGAUGUUAUUAUUUAAAAUGCAUAAUAUGCUGACGUCAUCAGGUAUGUUAUAAUGCCUUAUGAUACAAUGACGUCAUUGGGCGUAACCCUAACCAAUCAGAAGGGAGUAAACGUAUCUAUAAAGCUGGAAUAGAGCUGUCUCAUGAUUCACUUGACUCACCAACUGGAAUAGCCCUUUUCCGAUUUACUGCUCAAAUGCAGAAAAUUUGAUACAGAAGGCUUGUUUGUCAAAUCAGAUUAUACACUGAAAAUGUUGAACUAAUAGCACUUUCUGAAUGUUGUUUACCAUACCGUAACAAUGACGUGUUAAAACUUCAAAAUGUAUCUACUAUAUAACGCCUUUUUAUGCCUAUUGUAUCUCGGUCCUACCGUAAAUAUGACAGUUAAUCUCACUUGUGUUUCCACUGAAAAAUAGAAACAUUGUACACAUGACAUUAUAUAUACGGGAUGCCGUAAUCGAUGACGUCACAAUUUGACAUUCCCUGACGUCAAGCUUUUCUCUCUUUUAUGUCAUGAAAAUAACUCUUCACCAUGUCAUAACACAGCUAUAUGAACGUGAUUAUUUAAAUUCCAUAAUUUAAAAAAACAUGUUUUUGUAUGGGUUGUAUAACUUUUGACAAGCGGUAUUUUCUUACAGAGAUACUUUAUGCAAUAUACAUUUUUAUGACACACAUAACAACACGAGCCUAUGAUGAGUCAGACAUACAUAGUAUCAUGUGUCGUCAAUGUUGACUAGAGAGUGUCGUCAAUGUUGACUAGAUACAUCCACAUUGUGUGUCGUCAAUGUUGACUAGAUACAUCCACAUUGUAUGUCGUCAAUACUGACUAGAUACAUCCACAUUGUAUGUCGUCAAUGUUGACUAGAUACAUCCACAUUGUGUGUCGUCAAUGCUGACUAGAUACAUCCACAUUGUGUGUCGUCAAUGCUGACUAGAUACAUCCACAUUGUAUGUCGCCAAUGCUGACUAGAUACAUCCACAUUGUAUGUCGUCAAUACUGACUAGAAUUCAUUGUAUCUCAUUCUCGUCCUGUUAUGCAAUGAUUCACAUCUAUAAAAAAAAAUGGGGUAUAUGUCACUAGUUGUAUAUACGGCGUGCCAGUCAGAAAUCGAUUGUGGUAUUAUGACGUAGACAAUGACGUGACGUCAUGAAUUGUGCAUUGCGCAGCAAACCGGCUGCUUCUGUAUGGUUUUGCCCUUCACAUUUUAAACCCACCAAAAUGUUUUCUGAAUUAUUUGAUAAAAGGUAUCUUACAUUUGUUUUCACUUCAUAUGAAAUUUUAUGAAUCUCGGUUCUUGAUUUUAUUUUAUUUUUUCGCCAAGGCUCAAAAAUAUGAGUCUCGUCAUAAAAUAUCAUAUCAAAUGAAAACUCCUAUAAGAUUCUGUACAUUUUUGUAUAUAUUUGAAGACAGAAUCGUUUUGUAUAGUGUGUGGGUCCUGAGAGAACACAUUUGUUUUUAAUCCACGUGACCGAUUCUCAUUACCAUUGUAUUUAAAUUUCGAAUAAUAGAUGUAAUCGGACGUGGUAGUUGUAUGUUAACCUUGAUGAUGUAUAUUAAUUGUAAACAAUAUUAUACAACUGUUUAUAUUAUAUAAUGAUGAUAAUCACGUGUAUGAUAUAUUGUAUCUGGGGUAGAUAACCACACGUGUGAUAUAUUGUGUCUGGGGUAGAUAACCACACGUGUAUGAUAUAUUGUAUCUGGGGUAGAUAACCACACGUGUGAUAUAUUGUGUCUGCGGUAGAUAACCACACGUGUGAUAUAUUGUAUCUGGGGUAGAUAACCACACACGUGUGAUAUAUUGUAUCUGGAGUAGAUAACCACACGUGUGAUAUAUUGUAUCUGGGGUAGAUAACCACACACGUGUGAUAUAUUGUAUCUGGGGUAGAUAACCACACACGUGUGAUAUAUUGUAUCUGGGGUAGAUAACCACACGUGUGAUAUAUUGUAUCUGGGGUAGAUAACCACACGUGUGAUAUAUUGUAUCUGGAGUAGAUAACCACACGUGUGAUAUAUUGUAUCUGGGGUAGAUAACCACACGUGUGAUAUAUUGUGUCUGGGGUAGAUAACCACACGUGUGAUAUAUUGUAUAUGGGGUAGAUAACCACACACGUGUGAUAUAUUGUAUCUGGGGUAGAUAACCACACGUGUGAUAUAUUGUGUCUGGGGUAGAUAACCACACACGUGUGAUAUAUUGUAUCUGGGGUAGAUAACCACACACGUGUGAUAUAUUGUAUCUGGAGUAGAUAAUCACACGUGUGAUAUAUUGUAUCUGGGGUAGAUAACCACACACGUGUGAUAUAUUGUAUCUGGGGUAGAUAACCACACGUGUGAUAUAUUGUAUUUGGGUUAGAUACCACUUCUGUUGUAUAUUAAAUCUAACCAUUUAAAUUUUAAGACGGAGAUAUUGAAUGCCUUUGAAAUCGUGCGUGGUAUACUGUGUAUUACGAAUUCAGGUAUAUAUUGUACCCGGUGGUCUGCGAUAAUGCUGUGAUAGAUAUAUGCUGUAUACUAUGUAUACUAAAGGCGUGGGAUAUUUCAGUAUUAAUACUGAAUAUAAUAUUUUUUCUCCAUAUAUGUCUGUUUUAUUUUGAAAGAACCAACUAUUGCAGUAUUUCAAAAAAGAUAAUGGUAAUUAUUUUACCACUCUUGGAUAUUUUUUUUUUUUUUAAUAGUUUGUUUUGAUGAACAAGAAGAAUACGUUGUUUUUUGUUUUGUCUUUCGUAUAUAUACAAUGUUUAUACUACAGGAGAACAGAUGAUAAUGUAUUUUUCAUAUCAUAUCAUUCUAAACAAAUAAUUUGUAACCUUUGAAGGGAGAUAACUCUGCGUGGAAUAAUUAGUUAAAUUUGAUGGGAGAAAAUUCUGUCUUAAACACUUAAAAUUAAAAGGAUUUAUUAAAAAAUAAAAGGAGAUAUAUCUCUGUCGUUAAUAAUGAGUGAAAUUUGGAGGGAGAUAACUGUCUUAAUUAACUGGUACAAUUUGAAGGGAGAUAACCAUGUCUUAAUUAACUGGUACAAUUUGAAGGGAGAUAACCCUGCCUUAAAUAAUUAGUAAAUUUGAAGGGAGAUAACCAUGCCUUAAAUAAUUGGUAAAAUUUAAAUGGAGUUGACUCUGUCUGAAAUUUUUAGUUAAACGUGUUUGGGAAAGUGAAGGAGAAUAACUCAGAAUCAAGUAGUUGAUAAAAUAUCAAGGGAGAUAACUCUAAAACAAAUUGUUUGUAUAAUGUCAAGGGAGCUGAUUGGAGAUAAAAUUGUUAGUUAAAUGUGAAAGGAGAUUACUCACAAAUUCUAUCAAUUACCAAUUAAUAAAGUGUGUAGGGUAGUGUGUGUUCGAGGUACACACUCUGUAACAGCUACGACAGAGUAAGAGCCAUUGAUACAUCUGUUUGUAUUGUCCCAUAUCCAUAAAACACUACUCGUGUUCUCUUUACCCUUGACAUUUCGAUGACGAACUUCAAAUUCCUGUGAUCAGUUGGAUAACAUGCUCCUAACUAUGGGCGAGUUGGUCAGAUCAUUCUGCUGGCAGGAUAGUCUUCUGAACAGAGUUGCCGCCCUUUAUUUUUAAUUCAUUACACGUAAGCCAACGUCUAAAUGCCAAGAUAAAUGUUGUCUUUCUCUGCAGUUUACAUUUUCAUACAUUUUCAUGAACAUAAAUACGUUUUCGAUACUUUACAUAAUUAGGAGGUCAAUGGACAGAAUGCAGCGUAUUGUAAAAGAGUGGUAUAAAUUAUUUUGUUUAGGGAAUGCGCUAUAUCGGCCAUUUCCGUCAGCGCUCGGUCUGAUUCCGAGUCCUGACGGAAUCGCUCGAUUGAAAAGCAUUAUAAGUGAAUCGUCCUUAAAUUAAUGCCGUCUCAACUAGUCUGAUGUAGCCACCAAGAAGAUAUUCAGCUCGUCAUCGAAACGUAUUGAAUAAAACAUAUGGCUGUGUUGGAGGGUUAUUUAUAGAUUUUGUGGGGAUAUAUUGUGAAUAUAAUACUAUUAUCUUGUUAAUUAAACUAACUGGGGGAGUCUAAUAUAAUUAAUCAUCUGUAAUAUCUUAACUCCUCGAACAAAUAUAUUAAUCAUCUGUAUAUAUCUUAACUCCUCGAACAAAUUGAUAAAGCGAAAAAUCCUACUUGUGUUUUGCUAACUUCAAUAUACAUAAAUAUACAAAAAUCCAUAUUUCAUUCAAAAUUAAGUUGUAUUUUUCCACAUAUAUCAUUCUGUGUUGUAGUACCAUAUAUCAUGUGCAAAGUGUACUGUUUCGUGUCAACGGAGUGAGAACCAAGUGUGUUCAAUCAAAUUGAUUUUUAACCUAAUGAGAUUCGUCGUGGCAUAUCGAAAACUACAUAUACACCUACGUAAAUUUCACAGGAACAUCUAUCUCUAUGUCAAUUACAUUUUAUUGUACAUUUUUGUUGUUUUCUUAGACCACGAAUCUCACAUUCUUAUGGAGUUAUAUCGAGUAGUUUUCGUACUUUAUAUUCACGGCUUACGGGUCUGUAUUCACUGCCUUGCUAGGAAUGUAUAGCUGAAAGUACAACCAUUGAGAUUUGGUCAAUUUUCUUUGACAAUGCCUUAAUUAUAACGUUAUGUGCCUUCGCAAAGAGCCAUGUCGACACUUACUACAUCAUAGGGACCAGGUUUUUCGGCUUAAUAGUCGUGGACACAGUGGUCUGACGUUAAUUACAGUAAGACUAUUUACCAGCACCGGAGGAGGCAUUUCUGUAGAAUAUUGAUCUGAAUGAACACAAGUUAAAGUUAUUACACUCACCACAUUAGGAUUGCUCACACAAAAAAACACAUGUAAUUGUCAGGUCCCUGUGAUCGUGAAGUAGAAAUUUCUGAAAUCAUUUUUACUUUCAGUAAAAUGAAAUGUUCUCCAAUCGCAACAUCUCAGCCUAUCUCGUCAAAGCUUUGAAUAAAACUUAAAUAUAAUUGACAGAUAUUUUGAAUUGAUAUUUUCUCAUUCACAAAAAGUGCCGAUGAUGACAUGUUUAGAUAAGCGUGGGCCACACGUGCGCACGUGGUAAGUUGGAGAUUGUAAGCUAUAACUAUCUUUGUAAUAACAAUUAUAGCGCUGUUAAAAACAUGUUUUAUUAUUAUAGAUAAUUUUAUGUUGCUUAUGAAUUAAACUUUUAAACGUUGAUAUUUUACCCAAAAA